This is a messenger RNA of Colletotrichum orchidophilum, 1095 nucleotides long. RefSeq names its product UMTA methyltransferase. Lineage: Eukaryota; Fungi; Ascomycota; Sordariomycetes; Glomerellales; Glomerellaceae. The transcript has 9 exons. Gene Ontology annotation, molecular function: methyltransferase activity. The record is from RefSeq and is a predicted model, not a curated record. The coding region runs from base 1 to 1095 and encodes 364 amino acids.
AUGGCAGACCCGCCAAGUCGCUCAGAGCAAGUGCGCUCCUCGACUGACAUGCCUCAUACAACCGGAACUCCAGAUCCAGUAUCAAGCGGGUCUCCCGAACCGGUCGCCCAGUCCUCAAUCGAUGAAUUGCCUGUACUGCAAGCCGAUGAUGUUUCGACGGACGACGACAGAUCCAUUGAGGAGCGAAUGUUUCUUCAUACACUGCCUCGCUAUCUUCAAGCGCCGUUGACUAUCCUCUUGAGUAUGGCCGACGUUACCAUGCUUUCCGACCUGGAUGAUGAGAUGGACCGACUGGACUUGGCCCAUGCAAUGAAUGUCAAAGCCAUCGGCAACAGGCUCUUUCUGGCUCCGAUUAACAAGGAGCGAGUCCACAUGAUUCUUGACAUUGGCACCGGCACAGGAAUCUGGGCUGUUGAAAUGGGCGAUAUCUUUUCGAACGCCCAGGUGUAUGGGAAUGAUCUCAGUGCAAUCCAGCCAUCCUGGGUUCCCCCGAACGUCAAGUUCGAAAUUGAUGACGUUGAAAGUGAGUGGCUUGACGACAGAAAGUAUGACUACAUCAUGUGUCGCUAUAUGCUCUGUUCCAUUGGAGAUUGGCCAAAACUCGUCAGAAAUAUCUUCAAGCACCUUACCCCUGGUGGUUGGGCUGAAUUCCAAGAUAUGGACUCGCUCUACUACUCAGACGAUGACAGCUUCACUGAGAAACACGCGACGUUCAAGUGGAACAAGACACUAGUUGAAGCUAUGAACUCUAUCAAUCGCGAUUCUCAACCAGGGCCCAAGUUACUCGACUGGGUGGUAGAGACCGGUUUCGAAAAUGUCAAUCACCAAAAGUUCAAGAUACCCAUUGGGCCGUGGGCUAAAGAAUCCCACUUUAAGGACAUAGGCCUACUAAACCUAGCUCAAGUUUUGGAUGGACUUGAUGCAUUCACAACGAGGACCUUCUGCGGUGUACUCGGUUACACCAAAGAGGAAGUUUUGGUCACUCUGUCUGAAGUUCGCAAGGAACUGAAUACCGCUCACAUGUUUCAUGCCCAGUGGGACCUGCACGUUGUUUACGGUCAAAAGCCCCUAUCGGAGCCAGAAGAUUCUGAAUGA